This is a messenger RNA of Dryobates pubescens (Downy woodpecker), 3327 nucleotides long. Its product is annotated as signal recognition particle subunit SRP54. Gene Ontology annotation, biological process: SRP-dependent cotranslational protein targeting to membrane, translocation; SRP-dependent cotranslational protein targeting to membrane. Lineage: Eukaryota; Metazoa; Chordata; Aves; Piciformes; Picidae. Gene Ontology annotation, cellular component: cytosol; signal recognition particle, endoplasmic reticulum targeting. Gene Ontology annotation, molecular function: endoplasmic reticulum signal sequence receptor activity; GTP binding; ATP hydrolysis activity. Bases 198 to 1931 code for a protein of 577 amino acids. The transcript has 17 exons. The record is from RefSeq and is a predicted model, not a curated record.
GGAAGCGAGCUGGGGCCUGCGGUUGAGGGCGAGUGGUGACGUUUCUCUGGUCGGUGGGUGGCGGUUGCCGGUGGCGUCUCGCGGUUGCCGGUGGCGGCUGCGGAGCACUGGGCGGCCUCGCCGCGGUGGGCUGGGCUUCAGCCGCGGGCCCCGCGCCCCGCUCCUGAUUCUUCUGAGCUGUACUUGAAGCUGCCAAAAUGGUUCUAGCAGAUCUUGGAAGAAAAAUAACUUCAGCAUUACGCUCCCUGAGCAAUGCUACGAUUAUCAAUGAAGAGGUUUUAAAUGCUAUGUUAAAAGAAGUAUGUACAGCAUUACUGGAAGCUGAUGUUAACAUUAAACUUGUGAAGCAACUCAGAGAAAAUGUCAAGUCAGCAAUUGAUCUUGAAGAAAUGGCAUCUGGCCUUAACAAAAGGAAAAUGAUUCAGCAUGCUGUCUUUAAGGAACUUGUUAAGCUUGUAGAUCCUGGAGUCAAAGCAUGGACACCCACCAAAGGAAAGCAGAAUAUUAUAAUGUUUGUUGGUUUGCAAGGAAGUGGUAAAACAACAACUUGUUCCAAGUUAGCCUACUUCUAUCAAAGGAAAGGUUGGAAGACAUGUUUAAUAUGUGCAGACACAUACAGAGCAGGUGCUUUUGACCAGUUAAAGCAGAAUGCCACAAAAGCAAGAAUUCCAUUUUAUGGGAGUUAUACAGAAAUGGAUCCUGUAAUUAUUGCCUCAGAAGGUGUUGAGAAAUUUAAGAAUGAAAACUUUGAAAUAAUAAUUGUUGAUACAAGUGGACGUCACAAACAGGAAGACUCUUUGUUUGAAGAGAUGUUGCAAGUUGCUAAUGCCAUACAACCAGAUAACAUUGUUUAUGUGAUGGAUGCUUCCAUUGGCCAAGCUUGUGAAGCUCAAGCUAAAGCCUUCAAGGACAAAGUAGAUGUAGCUUCUGUUAUCGUUACUAAGCUGGAUGGACAUGCCAAAGGAGGUGGAGCUCUUAGUGCAGUUGCUGCCACAAAGAGCCCUAUUAUUUUUAUUGGAACUGGUGAACACAUAGAUGACUUUGAGCCCUUUAAAACACAGCCUUUCAUCAGCAAACUUCUUGGUAUGGGUGAUAUUGAAGGAUUGAUAGACAAAGUAAAUGAGUUGAAACUGGAUGAUAAUGAAGCACUCAUAGAAAAGCUCAAACAUGGUCAAUUUACAUUAAGAGAUAUGUAUGAACAAUUCCAAAACAUCAUGAAAAUGGGACCGUUCAGUCAGAUCUUGGGUAUGAUCCCUGGCUUUGGCACUGACUUCAUGAGUAAAGGCAAUGAACAGGAAUCAAUGGCAAGGCUAAAGAAACUGAUGACUAUAAUGGACAGUAUGAAUGACCAAGAACUUGACAGUACAGACGGUGCCAAAGUAUUCAGUAAGCAGCCAGGAAGAAUCCAAAGAGUAGCAAGAGGUUCAGGUGUUUCUACAAGAGAUGUUCAGGAGCUUUUGACCCAAUAUACUAAGUUUGCACAGAUGGUGAAAAAGAUGGGAGGCAUCAAAGGGCUUUUCAAAGGUGGUGAUAUGUCAAAGAAUGUAAACCCAUCGCAGUUGGCCAAACUGAACCAGCAGAUGGCAAAGAUGAUGGAUCCAAGAGUUCUUCAUCAUAUGGUGUGUGACUUCCUUGGGGAGAAGAUUGCAUCUGUUCUGGGCAUAAGCACACCAAAAUACCAAUAUGCCAUUGAUGAGUACUACAGAAUGAAGAGAGAGGAGGAGGAGGAGGAACAGGAAAACAAGAUGUCAGAAGAAGCAGAAAGACAGCAUCAAGAACAGCAGAACAAACCCCAAGCUGAAGCUCCUGUCCAGACAGACCAGCCUGAAGCAACAGCCUGCACUUCAUUUGUGAAUGUAAACUUUGAAAACGAGGGAGAUUUGCAGUCCAGUGGGGAAAAUAAACAAGAUGUGGUUCCUGUCCCUCCUUAAGUAUAAAGCUCCAUUUCAUGUAGAAACUAUGAAGUGUCAGGUGUCCCAAUCUGGCUGUCAGGAGCAGGAAAAAUAGGAUUAUACUUGUUCAGUGAAAUACAGUUUCUGGUGUUCUUAUUGAUCAGGAGAGAGCUGGGCCAUGUCUGUUCAGUCAGUUUGUCUGCCUGAUGAAGGCUGAGGCAUUCUGCCAAGUUGGCACUUCAGUGAAAAGGAAAAUUGCACUACAAACACUUGGUCUAAAGCUGAAUGUGUGAGCUAAUUUCUGUGCAAAGCAAGUGAAAACAUCUUUCAUUUGAAUUGCUGUGUCUCUUUAACACCUGUGGAUCGCAGAUGCAGUGCCGUUUCCUACUCCUAAACAUCUCUUCCUGGUUUGCACAUUGUUUGCAACUUGGCUCUCUAUGAAUAGAUUAAUAGGGAUUGUUAGCCUGUAACUCACAAGUCAUUGUAAUAGCAUCUGGUUUCCCCUAUUUAUUGUCACUGCUGUCUGCAUGGGUUUUGUUUUUCUGUUGUUGGUUAACCCAAGAGACAAAGUUAGGUUUAAUGGUAGUUAGAUUUAAGGCUCCACUGACUCUUAGUUAUAAAAAAAAUGAGAACAAAGGAGGCUGUAAACACCCUUAAGAACUUACUAACAAGUACCACCAGUGCUCCUGGAGGCUGAUGGUGCUCAGCUGCUUCACUCAGUGCCGUGGCAAAGCACAGAACUAGCAUCAGUGUAAGAUGUUCUCGCUUCCAAGUCCAAGAAUUGAGAGCCAUUUGCUUUAAUACUUUACACGGGAAAUAAAACUCAAGUCUUGCUGAAUGAUACUGAAUGCACUGGACACUGUGUAUGGUACCCAUCCAGAGUGAUGAAAACCUUCUGGGGCAUAGAUUACCUGGGGCAAUGUACUUGAUAAAUAGUCUGUUGAGAUUAGCUUAAUGUUAAAGGACUAGUAAGGGAUGUGCCAUGGCAGAUGUUUCUCUCUCCCCAGCACAGAAUAGAUAAAUAAGAAAUCCCAAUACCAAAGUUAGGAUCCUUCCUUUUCCUUAAAUACACAAAACACUUUGUGGCAAUACAACAGCAGCAGCAAUUUCUGUCUUAAGUGACAUGCAGGUAGCUCCAGAGCUUUAAAGCAGCCCACAUUAAGGCUAUUGUACUGCAGUGACUGUUUCUACUUACAGCUUGCGAAAGGAGAAUGGUUUACUUUGUGACAAUCAGAUGUCAGGGCCACAGUCACUUCCUGCAGAAGAUCACUGUAGAUAAAGGAGCUGAGAACCUGCAGGGGUUGCCAUGUGGCAUACUGCUGCUGCCCCUGAGAUUUCUAAAAAGAAAACCAAUUUAAAAAGUCUUCAGUGACAUUUUGUGCUAUCCUGCAUCCCCUGCCUUGGUUCUGCUACAAACCAAGGAGUUCGAUGUACC